AUGAAAGCAAGUUAUUUUUAUUGUUUGGCGUAUAGUCUUGUCUUUGUAGAUUUACUGGCAGCUGCUAGUACCGAAACUUUUGAUUGGCGUGGUUUCUCUCCAUUUGCCGGGCUGAGAAGUGCUGAUCCACAUAGCCUUUUCAAUUACCUAGCCUGUCACAUUUCUGCUCGGAUUAAAUACAAUCUGAACCCUAUUGGGUAUCAAAAUUACGGAGACAACUGCUCGCAAUUAGCCAGCGGACCAAAAGAAACCGGCACACCACAAACUUCACCAUCAAAGUCCGAAUCAACUUAUAUUUCCACUCCAACUAUCACCACGCCUACUUCGGGUAUAACAACUACUAUUACUACCACCACAACCACAACUUCUACCAUUACCAUUCCCGACCCCGAGACUGGGGCCAAAUCCAAAGCUAUCCCAGUUGCGGCCAAGACUAAAAUGUUUGCUCAUAUAGACAAGCGCCAAAUUAUGCCAUCAUUUUCUGGCAUCGGCACGCUGCGGGGAGACAUUGUUCUUGGCGGUGGGGUUUUGCCAACCCUUAGCGUGGGUGGUAUGUUUAAUGGCGGUGAAAAUGGAAUCGGAGCCGGCGCGUCAGCUACUGUGAAUCUGGGUGGUGCUGUGCUUCCCAAGGUCACUGCCGGUGGUGGUGCGUACGGCAAAAUUAGUCAAAAUGUUUUGGGCGGUGGCGUUUCGGGCACAUUCGUCGAGGGCGGUUGGCUGGGAGGCAUUGUACCACCUGCUAAUGGAGGUGCCAGCUUGGGCGGCCAGUUUGGCGUAAAGUACUCUAGUGGCCUUCAUGUCCUUGCUGGAAACAAUGGUGCUGGCUGGGGCACCGUCACGUAUGGCGGAUUUUUAAUACCAGCAUCGACUGUUGCUGUUAAUGUGGGCGGCAAUAGGGGCGUUCUUAUAGACAAUACCAUGUUUGUGCCUCCGACACCGACGCCAGCUCCCGCACCCUGA
This is a messenger RNA of Kickxella alabastrina, 960 nucleotides long. RefSeq lists its product as uncharacterized. The transcript has a single exon. The coding region runs from base 1 to 960 and encodes 319 amino acids. The record is from RefSeq and is a predicted model, not a curated record. NCBI's taxonomy places the organism in Eukaryota, Fungi, Kickxellomycota, Kickxellomycetes, Kickxellales, Kickxellaceae.